AUGAAAGUUUUCAUCGUUUCUUUUGUUAUUCUUACUGUAGCUUUGGCUACAGAAUUCGACGUUUCUGGAUCUAUAUCCUGCGAUUCAAAAAAGAAAUGGUGUUAUACGGUUGAACUGUUGGAAUCGGAUUAUUUGGAUAACGACUACAUGAACCAUAGCACAAAGUGUGUGGAGCCCGGCACUGAGUCAUAUCAAGAGUCAUAUCAUAUUAAUGGAACUCAGAAGGACGAUGGGCUUUGGGAUUAUUACUUUGAGAUAUUCGUUGAUUUUUCUCAUAAUUGUACAGGCAUCCAGGAAUCUUUCUACCAUGAAGUGGCAAUUGUACCAAUUACGGAAAAGUAUGUGACUUAA
Messenger RNA from Caenorhabditis briggsae, 351 nucleotides. The transcript has 3 exons. Lineage: Eukaryota; Metazoa; Nematoda; Chromadorea; Rhabditida; Rhabditidae. The coding region runs from base 1 to 351 and encodes 116 amino acids. The record is from RefSeq and is a predicted model, not a curated record.